AUGAAAGAAUUUUGUGAUCUAACGUGUGUGGGUAAAUUAGGCGAAGGCAGUUAUGGUGAAGUUUGUUUAAUUUAUGACUUCAUUACCAAACGACAGUUAGCAUUGAAGAAAAUAGAACUUUCCAAUUGUCCAGUCCAUGAACGGGAAGAGGCCAUGAACGAAGUGCAUUGUUUAGAGGAUAUACAUCAUGAUCACGUUGUUCAGUUUGUUCAUUCAUACCUCAUAGACCAUACACUAUUUAUAGUUACAGACUUUUGUGAAGCAGGGGAUUUACAAUAUUUUAUGGGUGAUUUAAUCGAUGAACAUUUACCAGAAGCUCUUAUUAUAACUUGGACAGCACAAAUUGUGGAUGCAUUGGAGUGGAUGCAUAAAGAUUAUAUGAAGAUAAUCCAUCGAGAUUUAAAACCUUCUAAUAUUUACCUUACUCGUAAAGGAGAUGUCAAACUUGGUGAUCUUGGACUUUCAACUAUUUUAGACCAUUCCGAUGAAGUUGUAAAGAAAUGGGUAGGAACACCAUAUUACAUGAGUCCAGAAGUUUUUACCUAUACAGGUUAUAAUGAAAAGACUGAUAUUUGGAGUUUAGGAUGUAUUGUAUAUGAGAUGGCAGCUAGAGAGAGAGCUUAUGAUGCUCCAUAUCUUAAUUUUUUAUUGUUAAAAGUCAUUAAUAAUGACCCACCAACAAUACAAGAUUUUUAUAGUGAAGAUCUACGUGAGCUCUGUAGAAUAAUGUUAGAGAAAGAUAAAACAUUACGUCCCAGUGCUGAACAGAUAUUACAGAUGGACAUUAUACAACAACAUUUAAAUAAGAGGGUAUGUUCCUUUCUUCAAUUUGAACCAUAA
Lottia gigantea (owl limpet) is the source of this 840-nucleotide messenger RNA. RefSeq lists its product as hypothetical. Gene Ontology annotation, biological process: protein phosphorylation. Gene Ontology annotation, molecular function: protein kinase activity; ATP binding. Bases 1 to 840 code for a protein of 279 amino acids. The transcript has 6 exons. Lineage: Eukaryota; Metazoa; Mollusca; Gastropoda; Lottiidae. The record is from RefSeq and is a predicted model, not a curated record.